Pecten maximus is the source of this 2121-nucleotide messenger RNA. RefSeq names its product radial spoke head protein 4 homolog A-like. Bases 120 to 1718 code for a protein of 532 amino acids. Gene Ontology annotation, cellular component: radial spoke; axoneme. Gene Ontology annotation, biological process: cilium movement involved in cell motility; axoneme assembly; cilium assembly. NCBI's taxonomy places the organism in Eukaryota, Metazoa, Mollusca, Bivalvia, Pectinida, Pectinidae. The transcript has 9 exons. The record is from RefSeq and is a predicted model, not a curated record.
UUUUCCUUAGCAACAUCACACAGAGCAUUGCAGUGUGUAGUUUAGCAACAACAAGCAGCCACCAAGACCAAGUUAUAGCUGUUUAGAAGACUGGGAGGGAAUCGUUUCCUCAUUGUGAUAUGAGUAGCGAUAAUCCACAGACACCAGUCAACAUGGAUGUAAACAUUAACCCGAAAGACCAGCAAUAUAUCAAUGCAAAAUCAUAUCUUCUCACGGCGAGCACAGACUCAGGAUACAAUUUGUUUGACCAUCUAAGUUCUGUCCUAACCAAAAUUCUAGAUGAACGCCCUGAAAAUGUAGUAGAUGUUUUUGAAGAUGUCAGCAAAGACACAAAGAAAGCCAAAUUCACCUCAAAGGUUGACACUGUCCAAGAUAAAAUAGACCAGUCCACAGAAGUAGCUUUAGCACAUGUACAGAGAAAACUGUUUGCUAAAGGAGAUGGAGACGAUGCAGAACAAGAACAGGAUGAAGAAGUGGAAACUCCACUGCCAAAUCUCAUGGAAUUGUGCUUUUUCUUUGAACAAGCUGGAAUUGGUUUGAAUCGAGAAGAAGUAAUCCGGAUAUGGCUUGCACUUAAAAAUCUUGUAGACAGUCACACGUUAGCCCACGUAAGAUUCUGGGGCAAAAUCUUUGGUAGAGAGCAGAACUAUUAUGUUGCUGAAGUGGAAUACAGAGAAGGUGAUGAAGAGGAGGAAGAAGAGGAAGAGCCUGAAGAACAGAAUGAAGAAGAGGCAGCAGAGAAAGAUGAUGAAGAAGGAGAGGAAGAAGAACAAGAGGAAGAUGACACACCAAAGCCAGAUUUUAAACCCCCACCAGAAAUCCCCAAAGAGGAAAACAGAACAGGCACUAACAAAAAGACCUACUUUGUGUGCAAUGAUCCUGGAAAACCAUGGGUCAAACUUCCUCCAGUCACUCCAGCACAGCUCUCCCAGGCCAGGAAUAUCAAGAAGUUUUUCACUGGUCGUCUUGAUGCUCCAGUUGUCAGUUAUCCCCCCUUCCCUGGUAAUGAGUGUAACUACCUGAGGGCUCAGAUUGCACGUAUCAGCUCUGGAACCCAUGUGUCACCACUCGGCUUUUACCAGUUUGAUGAAGAGGAGGAAGAAGAAGAGGAGGGAGAGGCUCGUGAUCACUUUGUGACCAACCUUGACUUUGAGGGACUUCCCCUGCGUGACCUGACUGACUCGUCACUACAACAUUGGGUACAUCAUGUACAGUACAUCCUGCCACAGGGCCGAUGUCAAUGGCACAACCCCGUCCAGAAGAAUGAGGAAGAUUUUGAGGAUGAGGAGGAGGAAGAGGAAAGGGAGGAGCCCGAUGAGCCAGAGCCUGAGGUUGGACAGCCCUUACUAACACCUCUGUCUGAAGAUGCAGAGAUUGGCAACCUGCCACCAUGGACCUCUAAACUAUCAUCAAACCUCAUUCCCCAGUAUGCUCUGGCAGUGCUGCACUCAAAUCUCUGGCCAGGAGCUCAUGCAUUUGCCACCGGAAAGAAGUUCGAAAAUGUGUACCUUGGAUUCGGCCACAAAUACAACCAGGACAACUACAGUCCACAGCCUACCCCAGGAAUCCAGGACGAGUUUCCCAGUGGUCCCGAGAUCACAGAGGCUGAAGAUCCAACUGUCGAGGAGGAGAAUGCUCUCAGACAUGCACAACAGGAAGCUGCUGAAGCUGCUGAGGAGAUGGAAGAUGCCGAGGAGGAGGAAGAUGAGGAUGAUUAGAUACCUUUGAGUUGUUAGACUUUUCAUCAAAUUAUCAUUGGACACAUCAAUCUAACUAAACAAUUGAAUACUAGUUCCAUUCCCUAUAUAAACUGUGAUAAUCAAUGUAUUUUUAAACAUUGAAGAUUUAGUUACUGGUACCUCUGUGGAUAUAAAAAUUUGGAAAAAAUGUGAAAUGUGAAAAGCUGCUGGUCCAUAAUGGAGGCCUUAUGAAGAAAGAUUUACUUGUGCUGUAAAUACAACUGUCCACGGAGAAUUGUGUAUAUUUAUAUCAGUUGCAAUUUUUUCAUGUUCACUCAAGGAUGUCGACAUCUGAGGCAAUGCUUCCUCUGAGUACAUGAUUGUUUACAUAAUAUUGUACAUAAAAAUAAAUAUGUGAUAGAAUAAAUUAUUCCGACUUAAA